Messenger RNA from Macrosiphum euphorbiae (potato aphid), 1857 nucleotides. NCBI's taxonomy places the organism in Eukaryota, Metazoa, Arthropoda, Insecta, Hemiptera, Aphididae. The record is from the annotation of a GenBank genome assembly.
AUGCAGCCAUUAGCGAUCUGUGGAUUGUUGUCGUUUGCAUGUAUGCUGUUGGUUCGCUUGUCUUCGGCCGCCUCCCAUCCGCCGUCGCCUUGUCCAGACAUAUUCACUUACGAAGGCUCGGAACCGGAGAACAACAGGUGGUAUGGUGAGAUAUCACUGAGGACUGACGAAAGCCUGGUGGGCAUCCGACUGGACAUCGAACUGGACCGACCUUCAGAUUUGAUGGUAUCUUGGAUGGGAGAGAUAACGACAAGCGACAAUGUGAAAUUCACAGUGUUGAACUUAAACCAAAAACUGAAGCCCGGGCCCCCGGUGCUGUCUAGGAUCAUGGCCAAGUUCAACCGAUCGACGGGCAGUCCUAAAUUGCGGUUCAUCCGACUCAAUGGCCGUAAGAUCUGCCCCGAAGAUUCUAGUUAUAGUUCUGGGUACGAGGAGGAAUCCCGGCCAUCGCAAAGACCUCAGAGCACCAAGAGACCGGAUCCCGAGUUCGGCGGUGACGUGGACGAAUAUCCGGAAAGUGGCGGCAAUAACAACCACCGCGACAAGGACAACCCGAUCAGACCCUCAGGAUCGGAUUAUUCGCCGCAGGACGGUCGUCCGGCGACCACCGUGACGGAAGGAACGUAUACGACCCGGAAGACCAACAGGGGGCCAAUAACGACGACUACGACUUUGGCGCCUCGAAAUCCCUAUGAACAGGGCAACGGAAAUAGACCGAACACGGUAACGUUGCAGGCCAGCAGUACGGACCCGAACAGCGACAUAAACGGGGUCAUUAACGGGCUGUUGCAGAACCAGAACAGCAACAACAAGACCGUCAUUAUAACCGUCAUCGACAACCAAAAUAACCGGCCGAAUGGCGGUACCGGUAGUGGCGGGCGACCGGCGACCGCGGACGGUGGCAGUGCGACCAGGCCGAAUGUUAACAACAGACCGUCCGGCCAGCAAACUGGCCAAAAGCCCAACAAUAACAACAACAACAACAAUCAACAGGUCAGCGGUGGAGGGAGCAGUGGAUCUUAUACCGGGUCAUCUGUCAACUCUCUCUCGUCCAGUGGUUCGUCGUGCGGUGAAGUCAAUAUGGUCGUGCCGCUGGUGACUUCUGGACAGUCUACGAAAAGGGGACAAUGGCCCUGGCACGUGGCACUCUACCUCAUAGAAGGCAUAAACUUGAGCUACCAUUGUGGCGGUUCGCUCGUCUCAAAAAACAAAGUCAUCACGGCCGCUCAUUGUGUGACUCACAAACUAAACGAUGCAGUCUUAAACUCAACCAAAUUAGUCGUCUAUCUCGGCAAAUACCAUCAGCUCCAGUACAGCGACGAGCUGGGUGUCCAGAUCAAACAGGUUAUCCGGAUAAAGGUAUACCCGUCUUACAACAGCACCUCGUACUUCGGAGACAUAGCUAUGUUGACGUUGUCCUCCGACGCUGAAUUUACUAACUAUGUGACGCCGGUGUGUCUUUGGGAAGAGAGGUCCAACGAUUUGGACGAUAUCGUUGAAAAAGAAGGAACAGUCGUCGGUUGGGGCUUCGACGAAAACAACACGCCGACCGAAGAACUGAAGAUGGCAAAGAUGCCGGUCGUAUCACAACAAACAUGCCUCUGGAGCUAUCCACAAUUUUAUUCGGAAUUCACGUCCAAUAAAACGUUUUGCGCUGGAUUCAGAAACGGCACAAGCGUAUGCAACGGAGACAGUGGUGGCGGAAUGGUGUUCAUUAGGAACCAUCGGUGGUACCUGAGAGGUAUCGUGUCCCUGACGGUGGCCAAAGACGGACUGCGAGUAUGUGACACCAAACAUUACGUAGUGUUCACAGACGUGGCCAAGUACACAGAUUUCAUCACGAGGAACUUACAAUAA